Messenger RNA from Daphnia carinata, 2493 nucleotides. Its product is annotated as cytoplasmic dynein 1 intermediate chain-like. The coding region runs from base 151 to 2286 and encodes 711 amino acids. Gene Ontology annotation, biological process: transport along microtubule. Gene Ontology annotation, molecular function: dynein heavy chain binding; dynein light chain binding. NCBI's taxonomy places the organism in Eukaryota, Metazoa, Arthropoda, Branchiopoda, Diplostraca, Daphniidae. The record is from RefSeq and is a predicted model, not a curated record. The transcript is spliced from 17 exons. Gene Ontology annotation, cellular component: cytoplasmic dynein complex.
UCCCGAAAUAUACCGCUCGAACUGUCAAUGUUGUAUUCGUCACCAUACGGCCAUUUUACGGGUGACAGCUGAGAGCUGAGACUUUUUUUCUGUAGCAGAGAUUCUAAUAUUAUUUUUUGUGAUAUCAUCCCAAAAGCUCUUUGUGUCACAAUGGCAGACCGAAAGGCUGAAUUGGAAAGAAAAAAGGCCAAACUAGAAGAACUGAGGAAGGAAAAACAAAGAAGGCAACAAGAACGAGAAAGACAAGAGGUGGAAAACUCUCACCGCGUCCUUAGAGAAGGUGAUCAGAAUGUAACCAUGGAUGAACUUUUGAAGCGGGAGGGUUUAAAACCUGUGUCUGAUGUGCUCUCAACUUAUGUUCCAUCCACUCAAGAACCAAGUAAUCAGUCCACACCUGAUUCCAGCCUAGUCCAGUCACCAUUAAUGGCACGCAAGAGCAGGAAGAAACCCCAGUUAACCAAAGUGAGUGUCCAAACGACUGACAUUCCACCCAAAGAGAUUGUCACUUAUGCCAAGCAGACCCAAACAGUUGCGAGCCCAGAAAGAGGAGGAUACUAUCAUGAUUUAUGGAGAGCGCGGAAAGCCCACCAAGUCGACUAUUACGAUGAAUAUAACCUCAAUCCGGCUUUAGAGUGGGAUGAUGAGUUCCCAGUUCUGACCUAUGAUCGAACGGAAGAAGAUGAUAGUUCACUACCAAAUAUGGAUGGCAGCUAUGCUUCGCGUAACUCUGUUUUGCCACCUGGCAUACUUCCGCACGGAAUGCCACAAGUCAAAGAUGUAAAACCGGCCAUGACGUCGGUAGAGGAAGCAGCGUUCAAGCAGGAAUCUCAGCAACAAAUGAAACCCACUCGAGAACUGAGCGAAGAGGAGAAGCAAAUGAUUCUGAUGACGGAAGAGUUUCAACGAUUUUUCGGCCAGUCAUCUCGCAUUGUUGAACGGGCGCUCAGCGAACAGGUCGACAUAUUUAUGGACUAUACAGGAGCAUCAGAAACAGACAACAACAUUGACGACCGAUCUGGCUACAAGAUUCACUUGAACCGUUGCUUCUAUGACGAACGUUGGUCUCGCAACCGUUGCGUGACUUGCAUGGAUUGGUCACCUCAGUUUCCGGAGCUUCUGGUUGCAUCAUACCACAACAACGAAGAUUCACCGCAUGAUCCUGAUGGCGUCUGUCUCGUUUGGAAUACGCGCUUUAAGAAGUCCACACCCGAGUAUAUCUUUCAUUGUCAAUCUCCCGUUCUUUCAUGCUGCUUCGCACGAUUCCAUCCUAACCUAAUCUUGGGAGGUACCUAUUCCGGAAAAAUUGUUCUCUGGGAUAACCGCAGCCCGAAGAGGACACCUGUCCAGCGAAGUCCCCUCUCCGCCAUGGCCCACACGCAUCCAGUGUAUUGUUUGAGCGUUGUCGGAACGCAAAACUCUCACAGUUUGAUUUCGAUUUCUACCGACGGGAAAAUGUGCUCCUGGAGCCUCGACAUGCUGGCACAGCCUCAAGAAACACUGGACUUGCAACAGCGACAAAGCCGUGCAGUUGCGGCCACCUGUAUGGCCUUCCCACAGCCUCAAUCCGACAUCAACAACUUCAUUGUUGGUAGUGAGGAAGGCAUCAUUUAUUCGGCCGGUCGUCACGGGCCGCGUGCCGGCAUCAUUGAUACAUACGAGGGACACCAAGGACCAAUCCGUGGCAUGGAUUGUCACAACUCUCAAGGACCCAUCGAUUUUUCGCAUCUUUUCCUCACAUCUUCGGUUGAUUGGACUGUCAAGCUUUGGAGUCUUAAGGAAAACAAACCAUUGUAUUCGUUUGAAGAUAAUGGUGAUUAUGUUUAUGAUGUCGCUUGGUCUCCAAUCCACCCGGCUGUGUUUGCCACAGUUGACGGCAUGGGCCGUCUUGACGUGUGGAAUCUCAACCAGGACACCGAGGUACCAGUAACCAGUAUUAAUGUUGACGGAAAUCCCGCCCUCAAUCGUGUCAAGUGGACGCAGUCUGGCAUGAAUCUUACUGUUGGUGAUGACAAUGGAAGAAUUUGGGUUUACGAAGUUGGAGAGCAACUGGCUGUCCCAAGGGCCGAUGAAUGGACCCGAUUGGUUCACACUCUCCAAGAGUUGCAUCAGAAUCAGUUGGAUGAAGAUAUGGAAAAAUUAAAUUUUGGAGUAGGGAGCAGUCUCAGUAGCGGACCUGCCAGUGCUAGCCUCGGAAUAGGAAGCAGCAUUUCGCAGCUAGCUGGCACCACUUCCCCGCCGAGCAGCUUAGGGAGCUUGUCUUCCUCAUCUUCUGCCCCUCUACGCUAGUAAUAUACCUGCCAAUCGAGGCUUGUACACAUGUUAAUCCAAGUACCUCUACGAAGGAGGAAUCUGUUUUGCCGGCGGGCUUUUUCUCGCCGACCUUUUUUUUUUUGCUUUUGGAGUGCGAGAAUGCGCGGUGGGUACUUGAAAUUCUAUCCUAAAUUAAGUACUAAAUUACAAAAACCUUACCAACAAAGAAUUUUUGAUCAUUUA